Messenger RNA from Effrenium voratum, 3480 nucleotides. The record is from the annotation of a GenBank genome assembly. Lineage: Eukaryota; Dinophyceae; Suessiales; Symbiodiniaceae.
AUGCCGCUGGUCCGCGCCCAAGUCUUCGACGUGUUGUUGCAGGAGUUCCUCGAGCUACUGGACGGGCGAGCCGCGCUUCGCCUCUUGGCGCUUUGCCGCGACGCCCGCAGGCCAGAGUGGACGGAGCGGGGCGCUGCCGCGCGGAGGCUCGCCGAAGACUUUGCGGCUUUCCUUCAAGGCGCUCGCGCGCGCUUGCCGGGCUUCGAGCUCUGCGACUUUCUCGAAGUGCGGGCCUGUUGGGACUUCGACGAGGAGCGGGCAAACCGCUUCCGCCCGCCCGCCUUUUUAGCCGGCGCCUUCUGCGGGGGCUCGCAGUUCCAGAUGCGGCGCUGGAUUGAUCGCUAUUGGCGCCUCCGGGGCCUCAAUCCAAUGGAAGUGCUGCAGCGGCUCAACUUCUUCGACUUGCUUGGGGGGCCAGAGUUUGACUUCUACCUCGGCUUGCUGCGCAAGGGCCAGGCUCGCUUCAUCUACUCGCGCGGAGUCGACCGCCCUGGCGAUUUCCGCGGCUGCUUGGCGGCGGGCGACGAAGACGAAGAGGAGCCGCCCUUCGACGCCGGGCUGGCCAUUGUGUUCCGCUGCGACCGCUUCCUGACGGCUGUUUGCGCGCGGCAAGCUCGGCCGGCGCGGCCGCGCUCCGGGCUCAAGCCACUUCCAGCUUCGCCGCGCAUGCUGCAAACGCUGGGCCAGCGGCCCCGAUGGGCCGACGUGCGGGACUCCGAAAGCGACGAGGGAGAGGACGACGUGGCGGGCGCGCGGCAGACGCCCGGGGCUCUCUUUGAGGCCCAGGCUGACGACGGCGCGCUGCGCCGAAAGUGCGAAGACUGGGACUUCCCGCUGCCUUCUUGGCGAUGGCUGGUCUACGGCGAGCCGCUGCGCCUGCGCGCCGAGCUCCAAAUUUUUGUGCUCUUCCUAGGCUUCGUUUCGGAGCGGCGCCUGUCCCGGCCUUGCCGGCGGGCGGUCCGGGCUUGGCAAGGGCGGCUGAAGGCUGCCGCCUUGGACUGCGACUUUCCGUUUCCUGUGUGGCGAGACGUGGUCUGCUUUGACCGCUUUCGACGCGGCCGCCCUUGCGUCCGGCUGAGUUUGGACCGGGCCCUGUUCGCAGAGAGCACGGGCGUCGCGGUUGCGCGCCUCGUCUUGCAAGGACUUUUGAUUGGCAGAAUGGCCCCGGCGGAUCUUUCGUCUGCGGCCGCGGCGGACGAGGUUGCGGCGAUCUGCGCCCUGGCGGUGGUCGACGUCCCCGGGGACGGCAACUGCCUCUUCCACGCCCUCGCGAUGCAGGACGAAGAGGGCUGCUGCGGGGAGGAGCUGCGAGCAGAGUUGGCGGACUUUCUCGAGAGGCCGAGCACCUAUGCGGCGGAGUGCUGGGGCGGAGCCGUGGCCAUCUCGGCUUAUUCCUUGCUUCGACAGCGGCGGGUCUUUGCCCACGUCAAGGUCGCGGGCUCCGACGUCGUGGAGGUCCAGGACAGCUCCCACGCUCUCGUCGACGCCGACGCGCCGGUCGCCCACCUUCUCUACAACGGAGUAGACCACUACAGCGCCUUGAUCGAGGCCGAGCUCUCCGACGCGAUGGCCCCGGCCUGGCCGCAGCCGCCGCCGCCGCGCUACUUUGCCCCGGUGAUCGCAAAAGCUGCGGGGGCCACGGCGGCCGCUGUCUACGCAGAGGACUGUGUUCGCUUGCGCGCCGAGGGCAAGGGGUCGACUUCGCGGCCAGGCCGCGGACUUGGCCGCGCGCCGCCGCGGCCCGCCCAGCCCGCUCCGGCAAAGUCCCGGCGCCGCCUCCGGGAAAAGACAACGCCGGCGCCGGAGCUGCAGGACGAUGUGAUGGAGGAAGUCAGCAAAGCCUUCGUGAUCCCCGCGGCCCAGACUUCCCACCCCUUCCGCCCCCUAGAGGACGCGGUGACGGAGUUGGCGCUGAAGCUCCGGUUCCAGCCGACGCUCCCGCCGGGCGCCGAAGAUGUUGAGCUGAAGGACGGAGCAGUCUGGCCCCGCGCGUUCUGCGCCUUUGACGGCUGGGAGGCGGCCAACGGCCUGGAAGCGGACCUCGCCAAGCACCUUGAGGCGGAGCACGCGGAAGACCUGGAGUCCGCCGCCGCUUGCUUUCCUGGGCCUCGCCCCCCGGACGCGCUGCUGAGCGUUUACAACGAGGCCGUCGCCCGGCGCUGCCGGGCCGGGGCGCCGCUGGCGGGGUGCUCCUUGGAUCGCACCGCGCUGCGCUCCUUCGCCGAGGCGACUGCGGAGGACAGCGUGGAAGCUCUGGUUUGCUUCUGCUGCGCCUGCGUCUACACCCGCGCGGCGGAGCUUGAGGGGCAGAGCAAGAUCCAAUGGCGGCGGCCACUGAGUCGCAAGCCGACGGGGGAGCACCUCUUCUUCGGGAAGCCGGCGGCCGCAGUGGCGCGAGCUCUCAGCCUGGAGCGCUUUCUGGAGAAAUACGACCAGCUCGACAUCCCGGGCAAGAAGUUGUCUGACUCUGAGAGUUUCGGCUCCUGGAAGUUGCGGCUGCCUGGCCCUGGCGGCGCAGAGCUGCUGUGCUGCCCGGAGGACCACCGCUGCCGUGCGGUCCCAGGACACGUUGAGGAAGGCGUCCUCUGCGAGCACUGCGAGCUGCCAGUUUGCGGCGGCUGCCUCGACCACCUCGCCCGCGCGCAGUUGCCCCCGCUGAGCCUGGCAAACGACAUGUGGACUGGCUACGCCCCGGAGCGGAUCUACGCGGAGGAGGCGCUGAUCUGCGCCUCGCCCUGCGUCACGACGCUGAUUUGCAUGUCUAUGGAGGCACGGUUCCGCAGCGAGGCUUGCGCCCUAGACGAGACGGCUCAUAUGGGGGAAGGCGACCAGGCGGCGGCGCUGCCGCGCAGCGGCGCAGAACUCGGCCAACUGGUCCGCGUUCUGCUCAAGACCAACAAGAAGGGCAAGACGAGCGACGCGGAGAUCAAGGGCCUCAUCCACCAGGCGAAGGUGAGGCGGGAGGUGGUGGUCAACCUCAUCUUGGACAUGAAGCGCCUGGGCCACCCGUCGAUGAAAAGGGUGUUGAAAGUCGUGGUCCAGGCGCGGGCGAAAGAGGGGCGGGCCGUGGACGCGGACGUCGACGACGCCGAGGACAAGCUGCAGCCGCAAAAGGCGGCGACGCCUUGCGACGGGCGGCAGGAAGACGUCGCCGCCGCCGGCGCGACCUUUGCCGCGCAGCGGGCGCGGGCCGUGGUCGCGGAAGGCUGCGCGGGCGAAGACGCCAACGAAGCUGCGGUGGCCGCGCUGCGGAAACUGCGGCGGGACCUAGAGGCGGAGGUCGAGAAGCGAGAACUGGACAAGUUGGAGGUCAGGGCCGGCAACCAGCUUCUGGACCAGUUCCAGCCCCUCUACUUCGCCGUCGCCUUUUGCUUCUGCUUUCCUCGCGGGACUGCCUGCCCGGACGUCCGAAACACCGUGGCCCAAGAAGACGACGACAGCCGCCGGAGCAGGCGUGAGAGGCGCCGGGCUCGCCGCUGA